UCGAACCAAUCUGUUCAUUGUUGUUCAAGCUCAAGUUAAAGUGUGUAAAAUUAGAGCGUGGAAUAAUUAGUGAAGUAAAGUGGGCUAUUCAUGUCAGUUUCUGGUGGAUACAGGUGGAUAUUCCUGCUCAAUUGAUUACAUUAUUGAUCAAAGUCAGCGCGAUAUCAUGGCAUCGAGUUCGACUAAAAAUACCGUUCAUCAGAACGGUUUUCGUUUUCGUAAAAUGAAUACGAAUGCUUUCAAAUUUCAAUGGAAAAAUGGGCCAGCCAGCGCCGUUAAAAACUCACAGAACGACGAGAUGCUUGAACAGGUUAGGAACUGUGACGUGAAGACAGAUCCGCACUCUACGCCUGGAAGAAAACCAUCUGGGUUCUUCAGGAACAUCAAAAAGCGAUUGUGUAUAUCAAAAUUCAUGCUGCAUAGGUCUAAACAAAAGAUCAAGGCUGUCGAGACUGGUAAUAGAACAAACGAAGGUACGGUUAUCACUUCGUUUGAAGCACCUUUACUCCUUGCACGAACUAAUUCUAUAAAUCAGUGGUCAGCAACUAUAGAUCAAGUUGUAACCUCUGAGGAUUCUAAAGAGAAUGUGGGUAAUAACGAGGAAUCCAAUUCUAAAAUAAAUAAUAAAGUAGAGUCAUUUCGAAAUAAAGACGAGUAUAGAAACGAUGAGAGUAUUCAAGAACAUUGUUCAUCCAUACAACGACCAAGUUUCAAUAAUUUGGUCAUGAGGUAUGAUAACGUUAUGCAACCACGAUCAAGUAACUCAAGAAAUGUUGUGGAAGAUAGUGGAGAAAAUAAGGCGAAAGCCAGUCUAACAAAGGAACUGCUAAAACUUAGCAAGUAUGGUUGGUACUGGGGUCCGUUGUCCGGGGAUGAAGUAGAUGCAAAGCUGUUGAAUGAACCUGACGGUGCUUUCUUGGUCAGAGAUUCUUCAGAUGACAGAUAUCUUUUAACCCUCAGCUUCAAAUCUGCAGGAAAACUUCUGCAUUCACGUAUGGAACAUAGUGGAGGAUUAUUUUCUUUAUGCAAUCAAUCCGAGACCGAAGGGUUCACAUCGGUAGCUGCACUGAUCGACCAUUCUAUGAACUUCAGUCAGACAGCAGUUUUCUGCUACUCCAGACCCAAAUUUCCUGGCUCCCCAUCUUUUCCUGUAAGACUGACAAAACCUGUGAGUCGAUUCACUGAGGUUAGAAGUUUGCAAUAUUUAUGUCGAUUUGUUAUUCGUCAGAACACAACUUUAGAUAAUAUACAUAAGUUGCCUUUACCAAAAACUAUUAGGGGAUAUAUCGAAGAAGCACAUUAUUAACCACAGUAAUCUUGACAAUUCGCAAUGUUUUCACAUUGUGCAUAACGAGAAAAAAUAUCAGGGUAAUAUCUCCGAAUUGGAGUCUAGUUUUUCUUGUCUGAGAUUUUUAUUUCAUUUUCACGCCAAUGCUUGUUACAGAAUGGUCACUUUCUUGUGCAGAUGAUAUGCACUUUUGCUAUAUAUUUUAUAUAAAUAUUAUUAUUAGGGUGAUAUUAACCGUUUGAGUCCCACGCACCGCUUUCGUGCUCUUCAGAUUUUAUAUCGGAAAAACCCAGUGCAUUUGAACGAUAUGGACAAGUGACCGCGUACUCACAAUGUGACGAAACGCGCUCAACUUUCCAGACGCAUUUUCAGAUGAAUUUUUCGAUACAAUAAAAGGAGCACUAUCGCACCACUUGAAUCUUUUCGUAUACCAUUCAGAAAGCGCUAUUGCGCUGCUCGGCUUUUUUCGACCGUGUUUUUUUAAAAACCUCUGGUACUCAAACCGUUAAGAAACAUUGAAAAGUCUGUGCUGAUUAUUCAGGUCGUUAAGCUUUGACUUAUUAUUAAAUAUUGACUUUGUGUAAGGGAUGAGAUAUUUCUAAUUCUUUAAUCAUAUGUGCCCUGAUUUCACCUUGUCUAAUAGGUCAGUUGUUUUGAAAACAGAUUUUAAAGAAAUUAUGGUUAAAGUAUGUAACCGUUCAAGGACCCAGUGUAUAGUAGUCGUUAAUGCUAAACGAUCAAAUAGUGAGAGUAAAAUGCCUUAUGGUUCUACUUGUGUGAUGAUGCAAACGAUUUAUAUUAGAUUAAAAAAAAUAUUGUGUGUAAAUAUGAAUCUUUUGAUACAUAUGAUGUAUAGUAUACAUAUUAAAUAUUAUGUAGUACAUAAGUGUUAAUAAAACGGAACGAUUGCUUUAAAA
Orussus abietinus is the source of this 2205-nucleotide messenger RNA. RefSeq names its product suppressor of cytokine signaling 6. The record is from RefSeq and is a predicted model, not a curated record. Gene Ontology annotation, cellular component: phosphatidylinositol 3-kinase complex. Gene Ontology annotation, molecular function: 1-phosphatidylinositol-3-kinase regulator activity. Gene Ontology annotation, biological process: protein ubiquitination; intracellular signal transduction; phosphatidylinositol phosphate biosynthetic process. The transcript has 3 exons. Lineage: Eukaryota; Metazoa; Arthropoda; Insecta; Hymenoptera; Orussidae. Bases 167 to 1306 code for a protein of 379 amino acids.